Molecule: messenger RNA, 3306 nt
Organism: Stylonychia lemnae
Lineage: Eukaryota; Ciliophora; Spirotrichea; Sporadotrichida; Oxytrichidae
Source: the annotation of a GenBank genome assembly
AUGCGGCAGAAUCAACUAUUGGAGGCGAUAGACAAAGGUGAUAAAGAACUGUUCGUAAAACUUGGAGGCAUUUCUAACCAGGAUCUUAAUUUCGAAGUUUCUAGUGAGGGUGUGUUUCCGCUUCUUAUAGCUAGUGCAAAGGGAGACAAAGAGAUGGUAUCUCUAAUUCUGUAAAAUCCAACAAUCGACAUCUCAAAGACAGACAUUUAUGGAAUCAUGAAGCUUCUAGUUUCUAAAGGAAUUGAUACUAUGAGCAAGAACUAAAAUGGUUCGAAUGCCUUGCACAUCUCAGUUAAAAAAGGGAAUAUCGAUGUAGUUAAAAAUCUGAUAGACAUGCAUUACCCUCUCAAUAAUAUUAAAAAUAAUGGCGUUACAGCAGUCGGGAUUGCUGCCUACUCAGGUAAUGUUAGCUUAAUAGAUAUACUCUACAAGGCUGGGGCUGAUAUAAAUUUCAUUUCGAAGCAAGGCAUAACAGCUCUAUAUCUUGCAAUAAAGUAAAAUAAGCACAAUUGUGUGAAGUACCUGAUAGACAGAGGAGCUUAGAUUCAUUUGAAAGAUCCCAAUUUCGAAGAUGUUUCCCCAAUAUUUUUCGCAAUAAGGAUGAAUAAUCAAAAGGUAAUUGAGAUGAUGUGUGAUACUGGAAUUAACUUUGAGACGCUGAAGAAUAAGUAAGACUAUGAUCCCAUCCACUAUGCAUGCAAGAUUGAAAGGGAUGAUAUAGUAAACUACUUAAGUUUAAGAAUGAAAAAUCUAGAUACUGAGGAUAAGAAAGGGAGGACUCUGCUCUUUAAAUAUCUAUAAAUUGAUGAGUUUGAGAUGUGCUUAAGGCUUUUAUAAAGAGGGGCAUCUAUUAAUCAUAGAAAUAAAGACGGAAAAACAAUUCUUAUAAUGCAAGUAGAAGCGGGUAAUGAGGAGGCAGUUAAGUUCCUUUGUGGAAAGGGGUUAGACUUUCAUAUUAAAGAUAACAGCGGUAAUGAUGCUUGCUACUAUGCUAAGAGAGGUGUAGUAUUUGCAUCAUGGCCUGAAUUCGGUUAAUGCCCUUAUGAAAUCAGAUAACCUCCUAUUCUCUAAUAAUCAAUUGAUUAAGUCUUAUAACAGGAUGAUGAUUUUAUAGUAGAUAGCAAAUUGGAUUAGUUGCAAACUGGAAGACUACCAGCUGAGGAUGCCAUCACUCCUAUAAAGAUUAACAAUUUACCAGAGAUAAAGGUGCCUGAGAUAAAAUAAAUCUUGGAAUCUGAGGAUAAUCUAAAACGAUUCCAAAUAAUUGACAUGAUUUAAAUUCCAGAGACAUAUUCACUUAAAAUGAUCUAAGAUCUAAAGAAAUAAGAUGAUUAGAAAUUUAAACUUGAUUUAGAUAACCUACCUAGAGAUGGUUCUUUACAUCCAGCUGACACUCACUCACUAUUAAGGAAUGAGUAAAAUAAUGAUUUGAAGAGCAGAAGGUCAACUGAAAGAGAGAGAGUCAAGGUUGAGGCUGAAUAAAAGAAAAAUGAACUUCUUAAAAAGUUAACCAGUGAAGAAAGACCUAUGGAUACCUUUACAAAGUCUAGAGCAUCGGGAGUUAAAAUAAUAAAUAAUGAACUUGAAGAUAAACUUUAGAGAAAAGAGCAGCAUCUAGAAGCUGAAUCAAGGAAACUAGAAUAAAUAAUACAAGAGAAAAUGAGGGACUAGGAGUCACGUUUAAGGUCAAUCAGAGAGAGCAGUCAUAUGGUAAACAUUGCACAGAUGUAAUUGCCUUCAUUGACUGAUCAGCUUAACACUCUGCAGUCUAAUAAUAAUAGCAUGCUUUCAUCGAUACCAAUAUCAAGAAAUGAAACCACCUUUGACUUCAAGAUGAGACAGACUAGGAAUCUAAAAGGGAUGGACUCUAUUAAGGAAACCAUUGAUUAAUAGAGAAAAUUCCUAGAGUCUCGAGAGCUAAUUAAUAAACUAGAGUAAAAACGGCAUAGAGAGCGAAGGGAAAUAGAUAAUAUGCGCUAGACAGAACUAUCAAAGCUCAAUAGUUUGCCAGAUAAGGCGGCUGAUAACCUCUCAAAGCUCAGGUCUUAGCUCUAGAGCGAACUUAGCACAGCUUCAUUGAAUAAAAGCAGUAAAUACGAAAAAUCUUCAAUUCACAAAGAGAUCAGAAAUCUGCAACAUAAGCUUUCACCUAGAAAUUAAACACAGAUCAGAACUAUAGACUUAAAGGCUAGGAAAGAUAAUGACUUCAUGAAAAAUGACAGUGGGUUCAAUACAAUAUAGAAUAGAAAUGAUACCUCUAGGAGUCUGAUUGGAUAUCAAAACCCAACCUUAUCGACACUUGCCUAAAGACUAGCUAGUGAUAGAAAAUCAAUAGUGGAAAAUGCUUAUUCUAAUAACUAAGGAAAUUCAAGAAAUGCUGGGGGUUCUGGAUAUGAUUACUCAUCAGUUGAUAGAAUUAAGAAUAACUCAAAUGAACUGCCUUCAUUAAGAAGUAAUUAUCAGCUUUAACUGCCACAGCAAUCUAAUAGUAAUUCAAAUAAUCAAAGUCAGAGCAGCAAUAUCAAGCCUCUUUACUUCUCAACAAAAAAUUAAUUCAAUAACAACAAUAUAAAUAACAGCUUUGAUGUUGCUCUAAAAGAUAAUGUUUACACAUAAAAUAAUUUGCUCUCUUAAAAUCCAACUAAUGACCAAUUUAAUGUCGUUAGAUUUCCCUAAGCCAUGAGAUCGAAAUACAAUCUAAAUGAUAACUCUUAUUACCCAUAAAAGAAUUAGCCGAAUUAGACAAAUUACAGCAUUCGACCUCAUUUAGCUAAUUAGUAUCUCAACAAGCAAAAGAGAACUCUGAGAAUCAUACCAAAGGUUUAGCAGUCGAUGGCUUUGCCUCAGAGACAGAAUAAUCAUGUUUUGACAAGAUACCCUAUUAUAGAUCAGUCCAUAACCAGACUAGACAUCGAUGACUUCUCAGUUUAGGAAGAUCCUUAGGAUACUCUGGCUUAGAUUCAAGAUAAAUUCAACACUAUUGACUAUAAUCAUCUGCAAGCCAGAGCGCAGGACAAUUUGUCCAGAUCUCUUGAGAGGUUUAAUCCUAUUCAAAUUGACAGGAAAAGCAAGAAUAGUCUACUAAAUUAGACUAUGGAGUUUACAAGAACUAGGAACAAUAAUAACAGCAUACUUAGAAAUACCCUUGAUAACAUUAACAGUGGUAAUAGUAAUUUGAAUAUGAAUUCAACUUUACAAUUCAAAAACAGCAAUUACAAUCUGCCUACCAUUCACAACAAUGGCUAAUUUAUUCUUCACACUGAUAUGAGAGGGUAAAGCAAUGAUAAGAAAUAGCACAGUUUAUGA